AGUAAUCCCAGCUGGCUCUGUCAGUGUGCUCUGCUACCUGUCCUGCUACACUCUCAUCCCCACUAAUGUGUUGUAAGUCAGCUGUGUCCUGGGAUUGGUGUGUCAGCGGCUCACUUGGGGAUUAUUGAGAGGAGCAGAGCAGCAGGUGCCGGGGGGAAUAUAUUAAGCUGCAGUCAGUACAGAGAGAAAGGGCAAGGGCUGCUUUUAUUUCUAUUCCUGGGUGGGAAAGCUGACCUUUCCUGACGCCUCUGUGAGCUGCUUGUGUCUGAGGUCAUAUGCACACAACACAAUGGAGGGCAACUACAAACUACUGGAAGACAAGGCCUCCAAGAUCCCAGCAUCGAUACCCCAGUUUACAAACUCUCCCACAAUGAUUGUAAUGGUUGGGCUCCCUGCACGUGGAAAGACUUACAUUUCAAAAAAACUCACUCGCUACCUCAACUGGAUUGGAACUGCAACCAAAGUGUUUAAUGUGGGACAGUAUCGCCGGGAGGCCACGCAGAGCUACAACAACUUCCAGUUCUUCCGUGCCGACAACCAGGAAGCCAUGAAAAUUCGCAAGCAGUGUGCACUCAAUGCCCUGAAAGAUGUCCACACCUACCUCUCACGGGAGGAGGGACACGUUGCUGUAUUUGAUGCCACCAAUACCACUAGAGAGAGGAGGUCCGUGAUCUUGCAGUUUGCCAAGGAACGGGGUUACAAGGUGUUCUUCAUAGAGUCAAUCUGUGAUGACCCAGAUAUCAUUGCCGAAAACAUCACCCAAGUGAAGAUCUCCAGCCCAGACUACAUGGGCUGUGAUCGGGAGAAGGUGGUGGAGGACUUCCUGCAGAGGAUUGACUGUUAUCAAAUGAAUUAUGAGCCAUUGCAUGACGACCUGGACAGCUCUUUGUCUUAUAUUAAGAUUUUUAAUGUUGGGAGCCGCUAUCUGGUGAAUAGAGUGCAGGAUCACAUUCAAAGCCGGGCGGUUUACUACUUGAUGAAUAUACACGUAACGCCACGCUCCAUCUACCUAUCCCGCCAUGGGGAGAGCGAGCUCAAUCUUCUGGGAAGGAUUGGUGGGGACUCUGGACUGUCGGGACGAGGAAAACAGUAUGCUCAUGAACUAGGAAACUUCAUUAAGUCUCAGCAGAUCCCAGACCUGAAGGUUUGGACCAGUCACAUGAAGCGUACUAUCCAGACAGCAGAAGCAUUGCACGUCCCGUAUGAGCAGUGGAAGGCACUGAAUGAGAUUGAUGCGGGCGUGUGUGAGGAGAUGACUUAUGAAGAGAUACAGGAUCAUUUUCCUGAGGAAUUUGCACUAAGGGACCAGGACAAAUAUCGCUACAGAUACCCCAAGGGAGAGUCCUAUGAGGACAUUGUACAGAGACUGGAGCCGGUUAUUAUGGAGCUGGAGCGUCAGGAGAAUGUUUUGGUGAUCUGCCACCAAGCUGUUAUGCGCUGCCUGCUGGCCUACUUUCUAGACAAAACAGCCGAAGAGCUGCCAUACCUGAAAUGUCCUCUUCACACCGUCUUGAAACUGACGCCUGUGGCCUAUGGUUGUAAAGUUGAAUCCAUCUUUCUGAAUAUUGAAGCUGUGAACACACAUAGGGAAAAGCCAUUGAAUGUGGAAGUGUCUCGUGAUCCAGAUGAGGCUUUGGAGACCGUCCCUGAACAUUUUUAAAAUGAUCAAAGAAGCUGACUUUUAAAACCUUUUUAUUUUCCUAAAGAAAGAAGAAAAACACUAACAGAAGAGCCAUAAACCUGAUGAUGUGGACUUGUUACGUGUCCUGCAUUGGGCACAUUUUAAUAUUUUUUUAGCUUUUGAACAGAGUGAAUGUCCCAACAGAAAAGGCGAGAGUGCUGUACCCUUUUUUAUUCGUUUUUAUUUUUUAAGGACCUAAACGUAUUUGUUUGCAAACAGUCUUGCGUACAUUUUUAUUUUUUGGGAUCCCCCCCCCCCCUCCCUUUUUCUCGUUCUUAAAAAAA
Messenger RNA from Rana temporaria (common frog), 1965 nucleotides. RefSeq names its product 6-phosphofructo-2-kinase/fructose-2,6-biphosphatase 1 (gene PFKFB1). NCBI's taxonomy places the organism in Eukaryota, Metazoa, Chordata, Amphibia, Anura, Ranidae. The coding region runs from base 290 to 1660 and encodes 456 amino acids. Gene Ontology annotation, biological process: fructose metabolic process; fructose 2,6-bisphosphate metabolic process. Gene Ontology annotation, molecular function: fructose-2,6-bisphosphate 2-phosphatase activity; ATP binding; 6-phosphofructo-2-kinase activity. Gene Ontology annotation, cellular component: 6-phosphofructo-2-kinase/fructose-2,6-biphosphatase complex; cytosol. The record is from RefSeq and is a predicted model, not a curated record. The transcript has 14 exons.